Messenger RNA from Penicillium vulpinum, 1512 nucleotides. Its product is annotated as MCT family MFS transporter. The coding region runs from base 1 to 1512 and encodes 503 amino acids. The record is from RefSeq and is a predicted model, not a curated record. Lineage: Eukaryota; Fungi; Ascomycota; Eurotiomycetes; Eurotiales; Aspergillaceae. Gene Ontology annotation, biological process: transmembrane transport. The transcript is spliced from 2 exons. Gene Ontology annotation, molecular function: transmembrane transporter activity.
AUGGCAGAUAAUGUGCCAAUAGAUAUUAUCCGUUCCCACCAAAAUGAUCUGGGCCGAGAGAGCACAAAACAGGAACAGAAUUUCCAUCCACAGCCGGCACCGGAUGAAGAUGAAGAUGAGAAAUAUAAGCGUGAUGUGGCCCCGGACGGUGGCUAUGGCUGGGUCUGUGUCGCCUGUGUUUUCUGGAUUAAUGCGCAUACCUGGGGUAUUAAUAGCAGUUAUGGAGUCUUUCUGAGCUAUUAUAUCUCAAACGAUGUAUUCCCCAACACAUCUGCCCUAUCAUACGCCUUCACGGGCGGCUUGAGUAUCUCCUGUGCGCUUCUAGUGGCCCCAUUAGCCACUUGGAUGAUCCAAAAAUGGGGCACACGACUUGUCCUCAACAUUGGCAUCUUCCUCGAAACCCUCUCUUUGAUAGGGUCCUCGUUCGCAACCCAGAAAUGGCACAUCUUCCUCAGCCAAGGCGUCUGUUUCGGCUGGGGCAUGGGCUUUCUCUUUGUGGGUAGUGUCGGUAUCACUCCGCAAUGGUUUGAUAAGCACCGUGGCGUAGCGAUGGGCAUCAACGCUGCCGGGUCUGGUCUCGGCGGUCUGAUCUACUCCCUCGCAGUGGGCGCCAUUAUUCCGCGUUACGGGUUGGGCUGGGCUUUCCGCAUUUUGGGUAUCAUUUCUUGCGUCGUGAAUCUGGUAUGCUGUAACUUGCUCCGGGACCGCAAUAAGGCCGUCGGCAGUAGAUUCACAGCUUUCCAUCUGCCUCUCCUGCGUCGCCCGGAAUUUUUGCUCUUCCUCGGGUGGGGCAUAUUCAGCAUGCUUGGCUACGUGGCGCUAAUAUUCAGUGUUGCCAAUUUCGCUCUCUCCGUCGGUCUCUCGUCGCACCAGGGGAGUAUUGUCUCGGCGCUGCUCAACCUUGGUCAGGGUCUUGGGCGUCCGUGUGUUGGCAUAUUCAGUGACCGGCUUGGUCGCAUUAAUAUUGCCACUUUCCUUACCUUCCUCUGUGGUCUAUUCUGUCUCGCCAUCUGGACUUCUGUUGAUAGUAUGGGUGUGGUAUGUUUCUUCGCCGUUUUGGUUGGCACUGUCGCAGGCACGUAUUGGGCUACUGCAUCUCCUGUUCUGGCGGAGAUCAUUGGCAUCAGAGACCUGCCUUCCGGCUUAAGCAUUAACUGGCUCACGCUUGUUGCUCCUUGCACUGUCUCUGAGGCUAUCGCCCUUCAGCUCCGCAGCAAUCAUGUUGGUGGCGGGACUUCAUAUCUGCGCGUUCAAAUAUUUACUGGAUUCAUGUAUUUUGGUGCUUUCUUGUGUUUAUGGUUCGUCCGUGGUUGGAAGGUCGGCGAGUUGGAGCGUGCUGAGGGACGUGAUUCUGUCGUCCAGCCUGGCCCGUUGAUUGGAACCCACGGUGGAAGUGAGAAGCAAAACAGCCCUGUAAUUAUUUCAUCGGCCUUGGAGGCUACUGGAACAGAUGCUUCGUUGUGGGCCCCCGUCAGUUUGGUUCGCAGAAUGAUCACUUUGAAAAAGGUUUAA